UGCUUCAAAGAGGCAGCUGCGUUAGAGAAUCAUGUUAAGCUCAGCUAAUGCGGAGGAGCCGAGGUAGCCCUAAUGAUGGAUUUUGAUGAGCGUGUUCCUUGUUCCUCUAACAUGUAUUUGCCAAGUUGUACUUACUACGUCUCGGGUCCUGAUUUUUCCAGCCUCCCUUCUUUUUUGCCCCAGACCCCGUCUUCUCGCCCUAUGACAUACUCCUACUCCUCCAACCUACCCCAGGUCCAACCUGUGAGAGAAGUUACCUUCAGGGAAUAUGCCAUUGAUCCCUCCAGUAAAUGGCACCCCAGGAACAAUCUGCCCCACUGCUACUCCGCAGAGGAGAUCAUGCACAGAGACUGCUUGCCUGCCACCAACACUGCUAGCAUGGGCGAGAUGUUCGGCAAAAACACAGCUAACGUCUACCACCCCAGCACCAACGUCUCCUCCAAUUUCUAUAGCACGGUGGGCAGGAACGGGGUCCUACCCCAGGCUUUCGACCAGUUUUUCGAGACGGCUUAUGGCACGGCGGAAAACCUGGCCUCGGCGGACUACCCGGUAGACAAGAGUGGCGAGAAGGCGACCGCGGCCGCCGGGGCGGCGGCGGCGGCAACUUCAAGUUCGGAGGGCGGCUGCGGCAGGGCGGCGGCGGCGGCGGCGGCGGCGGCGGGGGAGAAGGAGAGGCGGAGGCGGCCGGAGAGCAGCAGCAGCCCCGAGUCGUCUUCCGGCAACAAUGAGGAGAAAUCCGGCAGCUCCAGUGGACAACGUACCCGUAAAAAGAGAUGCCCGUACACCAAAUACCAGAUUAGAGAGUUAGAAAGGGAAUUCUUCUUCAGUGUCUACAUAAACAAAGAGAAACGCCUCCAGCUCUCCCGAAUGCUCAAUCUGACCGACCGCCAAGUGAAAAUAUGGUUUCAGAACAGAAGAAUGAAAGAAAAAAAAAUUAACAGGGACCGAUUACAAUAUUACUCAGCUAAUCCACUACUUUAAAACUCAUAGCGUUUUUCAAGACGAGAUUAAA
Messenger RNA from Phalacrocorax carbo (great cormorant), 1012 nucleotides. NCBI's taxonomy places the organism in Eukaryota, Metazoa, Chordata, Aves, Suliformes, Phalacrocoracidae. The record is from RefSeq and is a predicted model, not a curated record.